Lithohypha guttulata is the source of this 555-nucleotide messenger RNA. RefSeq lists its product as uncharacterized. The transcript is spliced from 2 exons. NCBI's taxonomy places the organism in Eukaryota, Fungi, Ascomycota, Eurotiomycetes, Chaetothyriales, Trichomeriaceae. The record is from RefSeq and is a predicted model, not a curated record. The coding region runs from base 1 to 555 and encodes 184 amino acids.
AUGGCGACACCAGAGGGAGAUGUUGUGGACCAAGAAAUCGUCCCGCAGAUUCGUAUAGCUUCUUCGAUAUCGCCCAAUCUGCAACAACAAUUGUCAGCAAUUCAACGAUUGGCGCGACAAGUUUUCGAGCCGGAUAUUCCUGCGAGUCAAUAUGAUAUCUGUCCUACAGUUGCUCCGCAACUUCAACUCGACAACUGGAACACAAGAUUGCGCGACAUGGACAGUGCGAUCCUUUAUGUCACCAUCGAAAACUUCACAAGCUCCUUCAACAAUGGUUUGGACGAGCUGGAUGACGAUCACGACCUAUGCCUGGCAUCAAUGCAACGUACCGUGGAUGCUAUAGAGGAGCAGUAUGUCGCCUUCUUCUUUGUACAUCCGCGUGUCUUGCCAGAUGCUGUUGCAACCUCAAUUCCCGAAUCAUAUCUCAAUCAGCAGAAGGAGUCGUAUCAUAUUUACCUGGCGGCUGUUCGUCCAGACACGCGUGGUCGAGGAUUAUUUCAACUGCUUCUGGAUACGACGAUAGUGAAGGCUAGGCUGUUUCCCAAGGAUGUAUAG